This is a messenger RNA of Salvia splendens (bonfire salvia), 855 nucleotides long. RefSeq names its product protein FAR1-RELATED SEQUENCE 5-like. Lineage: Eukaryota; Viridiplantae; Streptophyta; Magnoliopsida; Lamiales; Lamiaceae. The transcript is spliced from 2 exons. The record is from RefSeq and is a predicted model, not a curated record. Bases 1 to 855 code for a protein of 284 amino acids.
AUGGUUGAGGAACGCCACAAGCGUUUUAUGAAUUUGAACCGCAAUUUGGAUUUAGUCCAUCAGAAAUUCAUCCUCGAUUGUGCUAAUGCAAACAUUGGUCCAACUUUAAGUUUUAGCUUACUUAAAGAAGUGCUUGGUGGAUUAGAUUAUGUAGGGUGUACUGUUUUAGAAGUGCGCAACUAUAGACGUGACCUUAGAGCAUACGUGGAAGGAGGUGAUGCACAAAUGUUAUUGAAUGAGAUGCGAAGGAAGAAGGAGCUGUGUAGUGCAUUUACAUAUGAGUAUGAGGUCAACUCAAAGGAUAGGAUGACACGAUUGUUUUGGUGUGAUCCUACUGCCAAGAGAAACUACCAUUUGUAUGGUGAUAUUGUUUCGUUUGAUACAACAUACUCAACAAAUAGGUACUGUAUGAUAUUUGCUCCUUUUACGGGCAAGGAUAAUCAUGGUCGCCCAGUGACAUUUGCUGCUGGCCUUUUGUCCAAGGAAAAUGCCAACUCAUUUUCAUGGUUAUUUAACCAAUUUGUAAAGUGUAUGGGCGUGGCUCCCAAACUCAUUGUAACCGACCAAGACUUAGGAAUGAAAGUUGUUGUUGAGGAGGUCCUUGUCAAUACAAGACACCAGUGGUGUAUGUGGCACGUUAUGAAUAAAGUUGCUGACAAAUUGCCAAAUAACAUGCUUGGUAGCGAACAAUUAAAGAAGGAACUGAAUGCAUGUGUAUGGUCAGAGUUGAUAGAACCUGAUACAUUUGAGGAAACUUGGCAUGCUAUAAUGGAAAGAUAUGGGCUGACCAAUAAUGACUGGUUUUCAUCAAUGUUUGCAUCCAGAAAAUUUUGGGUUCCAGCCCUUUUUCCGUGA